AUACAAAUAAAGUGGGAAUAAAAAUGAAUAAUAUAAAAUGAAGUGGUAAUACAAGCUCAAUCAACCACUUGAAAACAGAACAGAACAGAACAGAACAGAACAGAAUUGAAUAUAGGAAAUGGAAAAGCAAAACUUGAAAUAUCGAGGGUGGUGUCCCUCCAACACAAACAAUUACGAAAUCCACGAAGUAGGAGAGCCUGCACUUCGUAAGCGGCUAGAUCGUCCUCGACGUGAUAAUAAGAAGGGUCAUGUGGCAUUCAAAACAGUGCUAGAGGAGGCCAUAACACCACUAGAAGUGGCAGAGACUGAACGUGUAAAUUCUUUUGAGAGCGUGGAUCGACAAGCUGAUGCGUUUAUUAAGCUGGAGCACAGGAGGAUUGAACUUGCCAGACUCAAGUCUUUGGGGUUUGCUUGAUUUAUAUAUCCUCUAAGACUACCUAAAGGGCCUUUAUUAUUUAUGCAAUAAUUUUUACCAACCUUAUGUAUUUCACCUAAAUAAUACAUCAACAUCUCUUUCUCUUUUGUGUUUUCAAUUAUUUUAUAACUUAUUUUUA
Molecule: messenger RNA, 554 nt
Organism: Cicer arietinum (chickpea)
Lineage: Eukaryota; Viridiplantae; Streptophyta; Magnoliopsida; Fabales; Fabaceae
Source: RefSeq, a predicted model, not a curated record